AUGUACGCGGAGCAACUCCUUCCCCAUGACAUUGCGGCGGAGGAGGCGGUAAUCGGGUCGCUGUUGAUUGACAGCGACUCUUUUCUCGACAUCUCCCAUCUCAUCAGGCCCGACGAUUUUUAUCGGGACCGGAACCGCUUGUGUUUUGGCGCCUGCGCCGAACUGUUUCGCCGGGGUGAGGCCAUAGACCAGGUUACGGUGGCGCGGGAAUUGCACCGCUCCGAUCAAUUGGAAAACGCCGGCGGCAUGGCUUACCUUAGCCAUCUCGUUUCCACCACACCUACCUCCACCCACGCCGAGCACUACGCGCAGGUCGUAUAUAACACCUCCACAAUGCGACGCCUGAUUGACGCCGCUUCCAACAUCUCCGCGAUAGGCUAUCGAGAUAGCUACGACGUAGAAAACACCCUGCGCCAGGCAGAGGACGUGCUCUUCUCCGUCCGUACACAACGCUCGGAACGUGGCUUCAUUCCGUUGCGCCAGAUUUACGACCAGUUCCUGGAAGACCGGGCCUCAAUUGUGGAUCCAAUUGAUGACACCGCCCCGGUUUUGACGGGCUACAACGACCUGGACGAACUGCUUGGUGGAAUGCAGCGGUCCGACCUCCUGAUCCUUGGCGCUCGCCCUGGACUGGGCAAGAGCGCCCUGGCCGUUAACGUUUCUAUCAACGCGGCCAGGCAGGGAUCCUCGGUGGGUAUAUUCAGCCUGGAAAUGAGCCGGGAACAGUUGGCCCUUCGCAUCCUGUCUGGGGACGCCGAAGUUGACGCUCACCGUGUACGCCUUGGCCUUUACACGGAGGCAGAGGAGCAACGCAUCAUCGACUCAAUUGGUAACCUCUCCGAACUGCCGGUGUUCAUUGAUGACACGCCAUUUCAGGGCAUUUCAGAAAUGCGCAGCAAGACCCGCCGCCUCUCCCUCGGCCCCGAUGGCCUGGACUUGCUAAUUGUGGACUACCUGCAACUCAUCCAGGGGCAGGCCCAUGCCAGGGGAGGGGAAAACCGGGUGCAGGAGAUAAGCGAAAUCUCGCGAUCCCUCAAGGGCAUGGCUCGAGACCUUCGGAUUCCUAUAAUAACCUGCUCUCAGCUUAGCCGCGUAGUUGAAGGCCGCCCCGGUCACCGCCCCCUGCUCUCCGACCUACGGGACAGCGGAAGCAUCGAGCAGGAUGCCGACAUAGUUAUGUUCAUCUACCGGGAAGAUGUUUACUACACUGAAGCCUACCCCCGAAAUAUUGCCGAAAUUAUCGUGGCCAAGCACCGGCACGGGCCCACCGGCGGCGUAAAACUGCGCUUCCGCAAUAACCUGGUCCGCUUCGAUGCCCUGGGCCGCGACGAAGAUUUCUAG
This is a messenger RNA of Geodia barretti, 1341 nucleotides long. NCBI's taxonomy places the organism in Eukaryota, Metazoa, Porifera, Demospongiae, Tetractinellida, Geodiidae. The record is from the annotation of a GenBank genome assembly.